AUGCCAGACUCGGAGCGUACUUCCAAUGAACUGACGGAAUCUGACGAAGAGUACCGACUACUAGACACCAGCGGUCAUCCCGGAACCUCAGUGGACCAUCUGCCCCUCCCAACACCAGCCAUGGGCUCUGGCAGCGCCGAGAAAUCCGAAGGACGCCGGGGGGACAAACUCUUUAAAUAUGGGGCACUUGCUUCCAUACUGGUCUUCGUAUGCAUUACUUGGUUUAUAGUGUUCACUAACGACCCUACAUCACUGGGAUGGUUUUCUGUCCACCCGGUACUUCAGAGCUUAGGAAUUGGCUGCUUCACAUAUGGGAUCCUGACCCUCCAGCCAACCGCACACCCAAAAACUAAAGCAUCUGGUCUGCGACGACACCAGAGGACAAUGCUUGCUGUCGGCGUGCCAUGCAUCGCCUUGGGCACCCUAGCGAUUGAAAUUCAGAAAUUCAACCGAGGACACAAACAUUUCGCGACGUGGCAUGGGGUAUAUUUAUUGAUCUUCUCGUCUUUCUCAUCUCUUACUAUCCUGUCACAGGUUUUCGGACUUGUUUCGGUCGUGUGGCUCAUGGGACAGGUAAUCCUUGGCGGUGGAAGUGUGUGGUUCGGAGGUGCCGCAUUUGGAGGCGGUAUGAAGGCCAAGAUGAUAUGGAAAUACCACAGGCUGUCUGGCUACAUCCUAUUCCCUCUUCUCCUAAUCACAGCUCACCUUGGCGGUGCAUGGUCCACGUGGGUGACAUCUCAUAGCUACCUGGUAGUGAGGUUUGUGGCAUAUACCGUUGCGCCGAUAGCUGCACUUGUGGCUAUCUACGCACGUGUCAGGACAUCCAAAAUGAAAUUCUUCUGA
Suillus paluster is the source of this 843-nucleotide messenger RNA. RefSeq lists its product as uncharacterized. Lineage: Eukaryota; Fungi; Basidiomycota; Agaricomycetes; Boletales; Suillaceae. The record is from RefSeq and is a predicted model, not a curated record. The coding region runs from base 1 to 843 and encodes 280 amino acids. The transcript is spliced from 6 exons.